AUGGAGUACAGAGAUUACAUCCCGCUGCAGGUGCACAGGGCCCUGGAGUCCCCUGGGAAGCGGGCAAUUCCCAAUCCGAACCCGGCCCCUGAGGAGCAGUUGGGGGUGGUGUCUGUCCAGAAAGGAAGCUGGGACAUCCCUGUAUCCUCUUCCCUGGACUCCGUGACGUCAGGCUGGGGGGUCCCGCUGGCCAUCACGGUGGCAGCUGUCGCUCUGAAGAAGAUCGGCUAUGACGCCUCGGACGUGUCGGUCGGCUGGUGCUGGAUCGACCUGGAGGCGGAAGACCGCGUCCUGUGGAUGCUGCUGACGGGCAAGCUGUGGGAGAUGCUGGCCUACGUCACGCUGCCCGUGCUCUACUUCCUCAUCCGGAAGCACAUAAACCGGGCGCACGAGGCGCUCUCGGAGUACCGGCCCAUCGUCUCCGAGGAGCACCGGCUUGGGCGCCACGCCUCCGCGGCCGAUAAGAAGCUCGUUCUCAUCCCGCUCAUCUUCAUUUGCCUGCGGGUGUGGAGCACCGUGCGAUUCGUCCUGACCCUCUGCGGCUCCCCGGCGGUGCGCUGGCCGGUGCUGGUCGUUCUGCACGGCAUCGGGAACACAUUUCAGGGCGGUGCCAACUGCAUCAUGUUCGUGCUCUGCACGCGCGCCGUCCGAGCCCGCCUCUUCUCCGGCUGCCGCCGCCGCUGCCCUUCCCAGCCUCCGGCGCAGAGCCCGGCUGGCCCUCCCAAGACUCCUGCGUCCUCCGAGACCCGAGAAUCUCAGGGAUCCAGACACACCCCGGAUGCACCUCCCGUCACCUGAGCUGCUCCCUGUCCGGCUCCGUGCACAGGUGCUGUCCACCUGGGGAUCGGUGGUUCCGGAAGUCCCUGCCGCAGGGCACGGGGGUGGGUGUCUGCUCGGCUGUCCCCUUCUGCUUUUGAGGCUCUUGACGCCCACCCGUUGGGGGAGCAGCCAGCAAACUCAGCUUCUUCUACCUCCUAGACCCUCCGGGGGCUUAUCCUCACCCACGCCGUGUCCUAGGGCACUCGCUCAGAGGGUUGCCGGUGAGAUCCAGGGAAACCGGUGGUGCGUGGUCACUGUUAGGUCGCCCGGCGGUCCAGGGGUCAUCAGCCUCAGGACCGCACAGCACUGUUUACAGUUCGGGGGGCCCAUACCUGUGGGGAGAGCACAGCGAGAUGUGGAUACCAUGCACUCAUACUAAAUAAAAUGUCAGGGGGUGCCAGAGGUGCGCCCCCCACUUAGAAAUCAUGAAGCAGAUUUUGGUUUGUCAGGGGGGCGCUGAGAUUUCUAGGAGAGCGUAGCUUUUCACAGAGAGCUUUGUGGGUCAACAAAAGAGCCCUAUAACCAGGUCAGAGGUUCCCCGAGGACCACCCUGAGCCUGACACAACAGCCCCGGGCAGCUGGGCUCCUUGGGACCCCCGAAACCUCUCUGGGGGUUGCUAACCCUUGAUGCAGGUUGUGUUUGGAUUUCAAGCACAGGCCAGAACGCAGACUCCUCCGUCCACCAGUCACUUAAAACACAGGUCCCCUCGUCCAGCACAAGAGCUCGGACAGGGCCAGGAGGAGGCCGCCACAGAGACUCCCCCUGGAUGCCCGCUGCCCCUCGGGUCUGCCCCGGAGAGCCCUGAGAGGGGGAGGGGCCAGCUUAUUCACUUCCUGCUUUAGGUUUUUUUUUGUCGGAAAGGUGACCAGAGAGUUGGCGAAUGAUCCAAAUACAGAUUCCUCCCUGAAGGGGAAGGUUUGGGGAGUUGAUUGGGCGAAGUGACACAUGCAUCAUGGGUGAUGAUUUACACUCAAGAGAAAAAGAUUUAAAAUGAGCAUCUGCAGUCUCAAUAUUCACGGCUCUUCCCAGAACUAUUUCCCUUAUUUUAGAAAACAGUUUUUCUUUUAAGUCACAGAAGCCACUGGCGAUGAUGACCGGUGUCAAGUGUCGCUGCAGGAGGCUUGCAGAGGGAUCUUACAGCUUCACUCCACCCCUGUCCUUCCCUUGGGUUCCCGUCAGAACUCUGCAAAACUGAAGUGAUCUUCUGAGCCUGAAAAAUGGUUCUGGGUUAAAACCAAAGCCUCAUCGUACUGUUGAU
This is a messenger RNA of Suricata suricatta (meerkat), 2078 nucleotides long. RefSeq names its product G protein-coupled receptor 157 (gene GPR157). The record is from RefSeq and is a predicted model, not a curated record. Gene Ontology annotation, biological process: adenylate cyclase-activating G protein-coupled receptor signaling pathway. Lineage: Eukaryota; Metazoa; Chordata; Mammalia; Carnivora; Herpestidae. The coding region runs from base 1 to 798 and encodes 265 amino acids. The transcript has 6 exons. Gene Ontology annotation, molecular function: G protein-coupled receptor activity. Gene Ontology annotation, cellular component: plasma membrane.